AUCUGUAGAUAGCGUAGCCAGACCAUCAUUUACAAAAUAAUUUUAAAGAAGUAAAGCUAACAAAUGCGUCCAAAAAAUGGACGUUGUGCAGAAUGGAAAAUAUUUAACGCUGUUUUAAGUGUGUUAAUAACUUUAUGCAGUCUGCUUUUUGCCCUAAACAUUCUAGUUGUUCGUUUUUUUGUUGAGGAAACUAAGUUCAGCAAUUCUGGAUAUUUUAUUACAAAUCUUGAGGAAUAUCCAUUUUUCUGUGAUGCAUUAUCAUUGAGUCCUUAUGACGAUCAAGACACUUUUAUUGUGAAGAAAAAACAGUUUCGAUAUUUCUUGCACAAAAAUCGAUAUAUUUGCAGUUAUAGAAAUCUUACAGAGCCUUUAGAAAAGUUUGUUGAACGAAAAUCAAGACUAAGACUUGCAUCAGGUAUUGAGAAUAACUGCUUAUUUUUCUCAAAUAAAAGACUGGAGGGUGAAAGGUAUUUACAAUGUGGAAAAGAAAGUCUGAGAAAACCCUCCGGCUAUCUGAGCGCCUCGUUCAGAAAGGUGUCGCGGCACCACACCUACAAAGGCGAAGGGUCAAGUCAUGUUAUUUACUGGGACAAACACCGAGAGAGAUCAUUCAUAUCCAAAGAUCUUGUGUAUCAUAAAGGAGAAAUCAAAGUACCUGAAAGUCGAUUCUAUUUCCUAUAUUCUUCCAUACUGAUUAAUUUAACAAACACUGCAAUCCACUUUGGUAGAGCUGACAGAUUUUUGCUACAGGUUUGUGUCAAGAGUCGUGGUUAUGAGCGCACUCUUUUAUAUAAAUCUCAAGUUUAUAAGCAAACUGAAAUGAGUUCAGUUUCAUCCUUAGCGGUUGGAGGCCAUGUUUUUAUUGCAAAGGGUGAUGUGGUUUAUGUCAAGGUGUCCGAAGCAAGCCGAUUGAUUCGAAAUUCAUUCGGGAAUACAUUCGGAAUAAUGCCGCUCAGGUGAACUAAAUGAAACCAUCACAUGGUUGUUUACAUUCAUAUUUAGCAAUAAUUUUCAAAAAUGAAUAAAAAAAUACAUUGUCAAUUAAAUGAACAAAAUCAAUUAAAAUUUAUAUAAAUGUCAUUAUAGAAUCAAUAAACAUUUUUAGAAGGUUUGCUUGGAAUUUGGACAGAAUUUUUCUCUGGAGUUCUUUAUCAUGUCGUUGUGUUUUCAAGGAUUUUGUUUGAGAUACACAUACAUGUAUAUAUCAAUUGUAUAUAUUCACAUUGUAUAUACCUUCGUUAAUUACAAAAAAUAAAAGUGGAUCAUUUA
Mercenaria mercenaria is the source of this 1269-nucleotide messenger RNA. RefSeq lists its product as uncharacterized. The record is from RefSeq and is a predicted model, not a curated record. Lineage: Eukaryota; Metazoa; Mollusca; Bivalvia; Venerida; Veneridae. Gene Ontology annotation, cellular component: membrane. The transcript is spliced from 4 exons. The coding region runs from base 64 to 960 and encodes 298 amino acids. Gene Ontology annotation, molecular function: tumor necrosis factor receptor binding. Gene Ontology annotation, biological process: immune response.